Messenger RNA from Hyla sarda, 4054 nucleotides. Its product is annotated as transmembrane protein 102-like. The record is from RefSeq and is a predicted model, not a curated record. The transcript is spliced from 3 exons. Bases 152 to 1345 code for a protein of 397 amino acids. Lineage: Eukaryota; Metazoa; Chordata; Amphibia; Anura; Hylidae.
UAAAGGGAGACUCCAGGGUGUUCAGAGAUCAUUCAGGUCACUCACUGCUCCAUCCUCCAGUUCCUCCUCACCUUCUGGACGUGUGUGAACAGUCCCAACAAUGAUGGCAUAACCAGGAUCAGGUUGAUGGUCACAUGACAGUCACCGUAGGAUGGCGUCUCCUGCGCGGCCGCUGACUGAUCUGGAUUUUUCUUCCGGGUGUCGCAUUGAGGAGCUAAAUAAACUUCUGGAGGAGCUGGAGAGAAGAGGGAGCAUCGCUCUGCAGGGGAAGGAGGUCAUCCAGACCUGUGUACAAGCAAAGGACCUCAUCUUCUCCCUCGUAGCUCAGGUCCAUCCAUUGCCGUCUCCCAACGCGUUUCUCCUCCUGUCUGGUGGCCUGUGUUCCGGUUCCAUCGAUGUGUCUCCCACGGACUUGGGGUCCACCUCCCCCAUUAUAUGUCCCUCUAUUUCUUACACAUUAUUAGUACCCAUCAUCCGCCUUCCAUCCCCUGACCUUCUUGUACCAUGCAGCCCAUGUCACUACCUUGUACCCCCCUCAGCCUGGGACCCUGCACCCCUGUUGUCUGGACCCCACACUUCACAGGUCUCUCCACAUGAUGUGUCCCUGUGGUUCAGUACUGCCCUCCUGUCUGUGGAGUUCAGCCUAUCAGAUUCCUCUUUGCCCCUGUCCUUGGAACGGGCUGAGCCCUGGGGUAACAGCAUCUCUCUCCUCCUGUCCACCCCUAGUUUGUUCAUUCGUUUUGACCUUGUUCCUGUGGUAGAAGUCCAUGGUUGGCCCCAAGGGGUCCAGUACCUGGAUGAUUGGGUAGCAGAGGACGGGUUGCCUCCUAAGGUUUUCCACCUUUUUCCUUGGGGUCCUGGUGGACAGUGGCGUGUUGGCUUCCCGGGUGUGGAGCUGUAUAUGAGAAGAUUCCUGCACCCUGCCCUUUCCCGUGUUCUCAGAGCCUCUACAGCUGUCCUGGAACAGAUUCUGCAGAAAGAUGGGGCCCCUGGGCCCUAUAUUGUGUGGGUGACCCUCCUGCAGGCCUGUCAAAGAUUGCCACGGGGCUACCUGAGUCAGGGGCACAAUGCAGCCCUGUGCUUCUUGGGGCUCUUGGAGGAGCUGUCCCGCUUGUUUCUCAGGGGAUCCUGUCCUAACCCAUUCCUGCCUGGGUGUGACCUCCUCCUGGGCAGCACCCAUGGGCCUUGCCUGGCACAACGUAUUUCUGAGGUGAGAGCUCAUCCGGCCCGAUACCUGCGGGCAGUGAUUAGAGAGGCCAAGGAGGUGGUGAAAGGGGGUGACAAGGUGGAGAAAGAGGAGACAGAGGAGAAGGAGGAGAGGGGCUCAGGGUGUUACCCCAGCUAGCGGCAUUCUAUCCUGUAAUGUAGCAGAGCUGAGUUUGUAGUGUUAUAUAAGACUGUAGAUAUUUCUAUGUCAAGAGUUGCACAAAUAUUGCAGCUUUAAAUGAUAAAUUCCACUCUGCUAUGUCUACCCGCAGUAGAUUCUGCAAUGCUCUGUAAGAUUUGGCUCCUUUGUCUGCAGAGCAUGUGUAGCGUAUUUUACAUAUUUCUCCGUUAACCUCUCAUCUGCCAGUCACUGCAAAGUAUCCCAUCAUUAACCCCUGUGGUGCUGGAGAUCUGCAGAGUGGCUGCACAUGAAGGAUUCUCCUCACGUCCUGCUCAUGCUGCCCCCUCUCUUAAUUUUGAUCAAUUUUCUGAUUAGCUCAGUGGCUGGCAGCGGCAGGGUGUAUAUAUUAUUAUAUCUGGCAGGACACAGAGAGAGACGUCAGGCAGCCUAUAUAUCUAUAGUGGACACACCCAUCAUCUGCAGAUCUCUGCAUAUAGAUGUUUCCCAGUGUAGAGGACAGAGCGGUCACCCCCAAUGUGGACACUACCCCUUGCCCCCCCCCCACCCAAUGUCAGUCACCUGCCAGCACCGGCCCAAGGACGCCGCAUCCCUCAUCCCGCAGAAUGCUGACACAACCGUUCUUAUGUCUGGCUAGAGGUGGCAUGUUUGUGUGUUCUGCUCCGCCUAUAGAUCUCCAGCGUCCAUGGAUCCCCUUUAUAGUUCCCAAGCCUGCUUAUAGAUCUUCAAUGUCUUCAGGUCCCAACGAUAGAUCCUCAGCCUGCCCACAGAUUACCCAUUUCUAUGGAUCCCCAUUAUAUAUUCCCAGCCUGCCGAAAGAUCAUCAGUGUCAAUGGAUCCCUAUUCUAGAUCCCCAGCCUCCCUACAGAUCUCCAAAGUCUACAGAUCUAUAUUAUAGAUUGCUAGUGUUUACAGAUCCACACUAUUGAUCCUAAAGGGGUAUUCCAGGAAUAAAAAACAGGCCUUUUUUUCUUUCAAAGAAAGCGCCCUCCUUGUCUCCAGGUUGAGUGCGGUUCUGCAGCUAAGUUCCAUUGAAGUGAAUGGAGCCAAAUUGUAAUGGGAGGCGCUGUCUUUGAAAGAAAAAAGACCUGUUUUUUUUAUUCCUGGAAUACCCCUGUAUUCCACUUUGAAAUUGCAGGCAGAAAUUCCGCUUAGGAAAAUAUAUAGUAUAGUGAAUGGGUUUUCCGUUCACAAAUUCACACUUCGGAAUUUUGGAAGCGGAAUUUGUGAAUGGAAAAUCCGCUUUAAAAUUUCCGCCUGAAGAAUGGCGUUGCUCAUUCUUAAAACGGAAAUACUUGCAGAACACAUUGCAGUCUAUUGGGGACUGCAAUGUCAGUGCGGUCCUAUUGCCGACAGAUUCAGUCGGCCGCACUUGGAAUCUCAGGGCAGAAAUUUUCAGUCUGUAGAUUCCGUAGUGUAAACCUAGCCUUACUGUGGAUUCCAUGUCUGCCUGAAGUUCUCUAUUCCAUGGAGAAAGUGCUAUGUAAUAUAGACUUGACAGUAGAAACAAAGACCGCGCAGUCUACAUGAAGGUGAGCGGCUGGUGGUGGUGAACAGUUCAUGCACAGUUGCUGGCUGGUCGUGCUUAUUUGCAGAAAUGUAAGUGUUAACAUCAAAUCCCAAUGUGUCAAAGAAUGACAAAGGCACUCACCAUGUGUUGUGUGGCUUCUUCUUUUAUUACUCAGUACAUCAGUGCAGGAUAAGGCGGCAGCAUGCCAUUGCAAGUGCAAGACACCAGUGCGUUUAGAUUGGUGACAGCUGUUUCCUUCCCAGAGGAACUUCAACGGCCCACUGAAGUCUGCUGCCUUAUCCUGAGCAAUAAAAGAAGGAGCCACACAGCACACGGUGAGUGCUAUGUAAUAUAGAUCCCCAGUUGUAGAUCUCCUGUACCGGCUUAUUGAUACCUAGUUCUAUGAAUCCUAUAGAUAACAACUCUGUAUAGAUUUCCUCUCAGAUUUACAGUCGUUAGAUCUUUUGGUGUAGACCCCCUGCCUGUGGACCACCUGUCUGGAGAACUUUUCUUUAAAGCUGUCCUUUAAAAAGAGAAUUUCUGACAUGUAUAUCCUCCUGGCUGAGGAUCUGGGGCCCCGUCCUACAGUCAAUCCUUCUUGUGGACUCUAAUGCUGAGCACUGAAGCCCCCAAAACCCCUUUGAGAUGUCAAUGUGUCCCUCACCUCCCUCUGACCCAUGGACAAUGCUACACAAGGAAGAAGCUGGCACACGCCCCAGCGCCUGACCCUCCCCGCUGUCCUUGUGUGCGGCAAAGCUCUGCCAAACUGGCCCCCGGCCCAUCCCAGAAAAUACACUUUUAAUAAAUGUGUCAAAUUGAAAACGGUGCAGUGUGGUGACAGAUAUAGCAGAGAGGAGUACAGGGCGACUGUGCUGAGGGGAAGCUGCAGGAAUUGCUGAUAUAAAAAGGACACUAUGGGGGUGAAGUGUAGAGAGGGGGGUGGGUGUGUGUGUGUGUGUGUGAGAUGUAUGUGUCUGUGUGCCUACAGAAGGCUGAGCCUUGUUGUGCACCUCAGCCCCGUCACGGUGAUAGGGUGAGAAUCCUACACUUCCUUAGUCUGGUGCAGAGGUGAUGGUUUCCCCAGGUCAUACACUAGUUUAGUAUUCUAGCUGAUGGUUCGGUGGACGACUUCAGGACUUAAAGGACAACUGUAGUGCAAGACUUUUAUAUAUUGCUGUGCCCGGGCUGCAAAAAUAAAA